Messenger RNA from Mycetomoellerius zeteki, 2291 nucleotides. It is a transcript of the gene D2hgdh, whose product is annotated as D-2-hydroxyglutaric acid dehydrogenase. Gene Ontology annotation, molecular function: FAD binding; catalytic activity. The record is from RefSeq and is a predicted model, not a curated record. NCBI's taxonomy places the organism in Eukaryota, Metazoa, Arthropoda, Insecta, Hymenoptera, Formicidae. Gene Ontology annotation, cellular component: mitochondrion.
AGUAGCCAUCGACGCCGCGCCAUAACCUUUGUCGACACUCGACAGACGAGUACGCGUACUUGUGGACCCGAGUCGGGAUUCUCGCAAGCGAGGCUACUGUACUGGUGCUCGGGAGUGAAGUGUGCCCUACGUUGCAUCUUUUUUCGUCUCUCUCGACAAUUACGCACGCGGAAACUUUUUCUCGGUCCAGCAAAGAUUAAUUUAUCGUAGAAAACAAAAUCAAGAUGCGAAAUGGGCUGAUGGGCAUUUUGCUUCAAUGCAAUAAGGCCAUCGCAAGAUGUUCCGGGAAAAUCGCUGGUCGCUACUAUUCGGCCGGCACCGCGAAACCCGAAUUAACGUCGAUCAGAUACAAAACUCAACGCGGGCCCUACGCUAUGGUCACGGAUGCAGAUGUUCGCUUUUUCGAAUCGUUGCUUGGCUCCAGUCACCUCAUUACGGACCCGGAUGAAUGCGAAAGUUACAAUAUCGACUUUGCAAAAACCGUUAGAGGUGCAAGUCAGCUAGUGUUGAAACCGACAUCCACUGAGGAAGUAUCUGCAAUACUAAAGUAUUGCAACGAGCAACGAUUAGCAGUUUGCCCCCAGAGCGGAAAUACAGGUCUAGUUGGUGGUUCCAACCCAGUAUUUGAUGAAAUUGUCAUUUCCAUGAAGCUCAUGAAUAAAAUUUUGGACACAAAUGAAUUGACAGGUAUACUGACAUGCGAGGCUGGCUGUGUUUUACAAGAUCUGGACAAUCACUUAUCUACAGUGAACCUAAUGAUGCCCUUAGACCUUGGGGCAAAAGGAAGCUGUUUGAUAGGUGGGUGUGUAUCUACAAAUGCUGGUGGAUUGCGACUUCUCCGUUAUGGCAAUCUGCAUGGAAAUGUCUUGGGAGUCGAAGCAGUGAAGGCUAACGGCGACAUUGUAGACGCGUUGAAUGCGUUGAAGAAGAAUAAUACCGGUUAUCACUUAAAACACCUUUUUAUUGGAUCUGAAGGAACUUUAGGUAUUGUAACCAAAGUGUCUGUUCAAUGUCCACCGUUACCGAAGGCCAUAAACGUCGCAUUUCUAGGGUUGACAAGUUUCGAUAAAGUGUUGAAAACAUAUUAUUUAGCGAAACGUCAUCUAGGUGAAAUUCUGUCUUCUUGUGAAAUGAUGGAUCGAUUAUCUAUAGAUGUUUCCAUUAAUAAUCUUGGCAUGAAGAAUCCGUUAACGAGCCGCGAGGAUGGCCAUGAGUUUUAUAUGAUAAUUGAAACUGCAGGUAGCCAUUUGGUUCAUGACGAAGAAAAGUUAUCCUCGUUCGUGGAAAAAGCUAUUAAUGACGACAUCAUUGAAGAUGGUACAAUGACUAACGAAUCGAAAAAGUUGGAGGCCAUAUGGGGACUUCGAGAAAGAAUUAGCGAAGGCGUCUUACGAGACGGUUACGUAUUCAAGUACGAUAUCUCCCUACCUCUUUUAUCUUUUUAUAAGAUCGUUGAGGUGCUUCGCAAGGAAAUACGCGAUUCUCGGAUUGUCAGGAUUAGUGGUUAUGGGCAUUUAGGCGAUGGAAACAUCCAUGUACAAAUUUCUAUACCAGAGUAUUACGAGGAUGUAGCCGCGCAAUUGGAACCAUUUAUUUUUGAAUACGUAUCAAAAUGUCAGGGUAGCAUUAGUGCCGAACAUGGCAUUGGCUUCAAAAAAACUAAAUACCUUCAUUUGAGUCGAAGCUCUUCCGGGAUAGAAAAUGAUUUGAAGAAAAUGAUGGAUCCUAAUGGCAUUCUGAAUCCAUAUAAGGUGUUAAAAUAAUUUGUAAACACAAACGAUGUAAAUAUUUUAUGUGCCAUUUGAAUGAAGCCCAUAGAAGAUUAAAUAUAGUCGUGCAAUUAGCUAAAUGAUUAUCUUUAUGAAUGUUUAUAAAAAUGUUGAAGUACCAUUGCGUGCUAUUAUAACAAUAUUUGGCGUUACAUGCUGGUAAAGUUCUAUAUGUUUUUCUUGGCUAUUAUCCAUCUGCCGAUAAAAGCAGACAAAACGUUUCGUGACUAACGCCUCAUUCGAAAUAGAUACAAUUAGUAAUAACUAUGAGAAAUACCAAAAUCUAUGUCUUUAUAUGAAUGUUUUAAAAAUUUUUGUAAUUAUAUAUAUUUUUAAAUAUAUAUAAUGUAAAUGUACCUGAUGUAUGUAAAGAAGAGAUUGUGAAUGCUUUCCAUGUUGUGUUAUACUAUGUUUCUUGCUGGAAAGCACUAUGUAACUAUACGAAGUGAACUGUAGUCAACAGAGAUUUGAAUGUUAAAGAAAUGCAAAAAUAUCUCUUGUUACAUACACACCCGAGAAAAA